AUGAGCUCGUCGACGUCUCAAUUGCCGCCGACGUUGCCCGUGGCAAUUAAAAAGGAACUAAAGGAAGAAACGCCAUUGCCCGCCACUUGCGUCCCCGCAGCAGCUCUCAGUGGAAACAACAACAACAACAACAACAACAGCAUCAGCAGUAGUAAUGCCGCCACUGUUCCGCGCAAAGAUUCGAUUGGCUGGGGCGCCGACGAUUUCCUGGGCAUGAUCUCUCACACGCCCCCAGCCUUUUCGCCGGGUAGUUUGACCAUGCCAAUGACGAAACGAGGGCGUAGUGGGAGCGUUUCGAGUCGUCUCUUGAGUGCAACCGAGUUGGAAGAGCGUGGCUACAUUGACCGAUACCAAAAGGGUGUACUAAAGGAUCUUAUCAUCAGCGGAGACGAAGCACUGCAGAAAGCGUUGGAAAAAUUCGAUGCGGGCGAUCCAACGACACUGGAAGCCAUGUUGGACAGUGGCGCACUGAACCGGAAAUCCUCGUCGAUUGAUUUAUUGGAUGAUCUUGAUCUUGGGUUUUUAAAUGUUGGCUCGUUGGGUGACACCCCUAAAGACGAGUUUCCAUCGGGGGCAAGAAAUCAGUCACUAGACGAAUGGGACGAACUCGGGUUUGACUCGUCUUUUGCCGAUGUGUCAGCGCGUGAUAUUUUGGACGGAGAGUUCUAUAGUUCAUCGCUUGGUGCUUCUUUGCCCAACUCGUUGCCGUCCAUGGGUCUGGGCAUCACUCCGCCUGCAGGUUUUAGUUUUGCCGAAGACUUUUUGGACAAAAAGGUGAAAUCCGAGCCGGGAGUGAAAGUGGAAGGCAGAAGCACUGUUCCUGGCGGCAAGCCCACCGUGGCUACAUCUGGUGCUAGUACUACAACUGGCUCGUCGGCAGCGUCGUCGGCCGCAGUCGCAUCAUGUGCGUCCACAUCUCGUCCAAUUGGAAUUCCAGGAGCUGCUGGAUCCGGAAUCGCUCGAACGUUUGGUGGCAUUGAUCCCGCGAAAAGCAAAGACGGUCAAAAGCACAACUUCGUUGGCGCUUAUUCGCCCGAUUCUAGACGGAAACGAAUUGAAAAAUUCCUUGACAAGCGGCAAAAGCGCGUGUGGCGGAAAGAGGUCAAAUAUGAUGUGCGCAAAAACUUUGCCGACUCGCGACUGCGAGUGAAGGGUCGUUUUGUAAAGAAAGAGGAUGAGCAGCUGCUGCGCGAGUUGCUGAGUUUUACUUAG
Molecule: messenger RNA, 1212 nt
Organism: Hyaloperonospora brassicae
Lineage: Eukaryota; Oomycota; Peronosporomycetes; Peronosporales; Peronosporaceae
Source: the annotation of a GenBank genome assembly